AUGGAGGCUUUAUCCUUCAUGAUUGAAAAGGAGAGAAGUGAAGGGAUUUUUUCAGGUAUUCAAACUCCUUUGAACGGACCAAUGGUUUCUCAUUUGUUUUAUGCGAAUGAUGUUAUUAUUUUGGGGGACUGGUCUAAUAGCAAUAUUGCUAAUAUGGUUAGAAUUCUUCAGGUCUUUCAUAUAUGCUCCGUUUUAAAGAUCAACAUUGCUAAUUCUAAUUUAUAUGCGAUUGGAGUUUCUAACGGGCAGAUAAAGAACAUGGCCGAGGUUAUUGGGUGUCAAGCUGAUGAGUUUCCGUUCAGGUACCUUGGAUUGAUAGUGGGUGCUAAUAUGAACAGGGUCUCUAAUUGGAAGCCGAUGUACAAUUUAGUUGAUGCGAGAUUGGCGAAAUGGAAUGCGGCUUUGCUUUCUAUCGGAGGAAGAAUCACCUUAAUUAGGUCGGUUUUGGAAUGCCUUCCGAACUAUUAUUUUUCUCUUUAUAAAGCUCCGGUUCAAGUUGUAAAGGAUAUUGAAGCAAAAAUAAGGAAUUUUUUAUGGGGUGGUAGUAACUCGGUGAGCAUGGUCCAUUGGGUGGCUUGGGACCGGGUGGCUAUGCCUUUGGAUAAAGGAGGAUUGGCCCUAAACAAACUAAAGAACAUUAAUAUUUCCUUGUUGGUUAAAUGGGGUUGGCGUUUUAAGGUGGACAAAGACAAACUGUGGGUUAAAGUGAUAGAAGCGGUUCACAAGUCGAGAUCUAAUUGGGAUGUUUUUCCGGUAAAAAAAAGUAUGGGGGGGGGGUUGGUGCAAUAUAGUGAAUCUGAUGGAAAAGACAUUGGUUGA
Molecule: messenger RNA, 819 nt
Organism: Helianthus annuus (common sunflower)
Lineage: Eukaryota; Viridiplantae; Streptophyta; Magnoliopsida; Asterales; Asteraceae
Exons: 1
Coding region: 1-819 (272 amino acids)
Source: RefSeq, a predicted model, not a curated record